CGGACUGUAAAUUCCAGGCAGCAAUUGAAACGCACCCUGCAAGAAUUCUCCUCUGGACGCGCAGGCGGCAGAUGCACCAAUGCAAAACCCGGCGCAACCUUUUUUUUCUUUUUUCUUUUUUUGUUCCUCGCUUGGAUUGCAGUCCAAGAGGGCUAAUCAACUCGGCGCCUAUACUUCUUAAUUUUCCCCAGCGGACAAUAUGCUUUCUCGGCUGGCGCGGCAUCUUUGCCCUCCAUUGGAUGGAUGGUGGUGAGGAUGCGUUUAUUUGCGGCUCCGUUUCUCAGAUAAUUUGGGAUCGUCGUUUUUUUUCUUGGUUGCCGUCAGAUUUGGGAUCUCGCCUAGAGAUGGCGGGAUGCAGGGAACAAGCCUUUUCUUUUUUAACAACCCAUCCAAUGUCAGCCUCAGCCAAGGUCAGGGGCUACAAAAACAUGUGUCACGGGGAGGGUGUUAUACGAUAUAUUUAUUAUACUCGUCCCGCAACCUGAGAACUAGUUCAUCGUCGUCCUUUCAUCCGAACAUUCAAAAGAUCGUCCGACGUUCGUUUACUCCUGCAGACCCCCUAAUCCAGCCACGACACUCCCUCGAUAACACCCGCCAACGACAGUAAAACAAGGCCGCACGUCAGAAAAGGAUCAAAAAAAGGGGCAACCAUGAGGACGGACUGGUCACGCGCUCUUCCCACCUUCCUGCUCAGCCUGGGAUGGCUGACGCGCGCGACCGUGGUGCCGGGCGACUUUGAGCUGCGCAUCAUGGUCAUCGGCGCCUCCAUCUCCGCCGGCCAGACCGGCGGCGGCGUCGUCAGCAACGGCUACCGCAAGCCCCUGGCGGAUCUGCUCGUCAACGACGGCUGGGACAUAGACUACGUGGGGACGAGGAGCAAUGGCGACAUGGAGGACAAUCAACACGAAGGCUACCCAGGCAUCCGCACCGAGCCGCUGGCCAAACAGACGCGCGAAAAGGGCGUCGUGGAGGAGUUCCUCCCGAACCUCCUGCUGCUCAACGUCGGCACCAAUGACUGCUCGCAGCGCGUCAACGCCACCGAGGCCCGUCGCAUCUACACUGCCAUGAUCGACGCAGUCUUUGCGCCCGCGGGGCAGGAGAAUCGGUUCUUGAUCGCGUCCACGCUGCUGCCGCGCCGGGAGCAGGACGCGGGGCUGCAGAACUGCACGACAACCUUCAACGAGGUGGUUCGGGAUCUGGUACAGACCCACCCCAUGAGCGCACGGCUGGGGCUGGCCGACAUGAACACGGGCUUCAUCACGGUCGACGACCUGGCCCCCGGUGACAACCUCCACCCGAGCGAGGAAGGGUUCGCAAAGAUGGCUGACGUUUGGCAUGAUGCCAUCCUCAGCAAUAUGGACAGGCUCACUCCCCCUGAAUGAAUGCAUCAUGGCUUUUUUAUGUAAAUAUCAGUGUAGGAUUGGAGAUUGUUCUCUUAAAAUAGCUAAUUAACGAUGAUCCGAACCUUUGUC
Molecule: messenger RNA, 1472 nt
Organism: Pyricularia oryzae 70-15
Lineage: Eukaryota; Fungi; Ascomycota; Sordariomycetes; Magnaporthales; Pyriculariaceae
Exons: 2
Coding region: 651-1382 (243 amino acids)
Molecular function (GO): phosphatidylcholine lysophospholipase A1 activity
Source: RefSeq, a predicted model, not a curated record